This is a messenger RNA of Clonostachys rhizophaga, 354 nucleotides long. The record is from the annotation of a GenBank genome assembly. NCBI's taxonomy places the organism in Eukaryota, Fungi, Ascomycota, Sordariomycetes, Hypocreales, Bionectriaceae.
UCUAUCAUGUAUUCAGGCUCGGGACUAUCCGCCGCGGCAAGGCUCUGCCAACUCUCGCUUCUCCUCUUGGCCACGGCUUCAAUCGCUUCCGGCUAUGUAGACCCUGCUGGUCCAGUUAUUACCUCACCUCCUGAUGCGGGGGUUGUAUACCUGCGAGACGGAACUCAGGAUGUGAGUUUCUGGGGUUAUGUAUCUGAGAGCGGAACUUACAACUGGCACUGCCGUUCGUCCAACCUCUGGAUCUGUGUCCUCGGCUUCAGCUUCAUCAAGGGCAUCCUCAUCCUUGCCAAGCUCGUCGACAUCUUCCUCCUCAAAAAGUUCGACGUCUUCAUCUUCCAUAUCUUCGUCGAGUAG